Lathyrus oleraceus (garden pea) is the source of this 1016-nucleotide messenger RNA. Its product is annotated as APO protein 1, chloroplastic. The transcript has 2 exons. The coding region runs from base 185 to 997 and encodes 270 amino acids. Gene Ontology annotation, molecular function: RNA binding. The record is from RefSeq and is a predicted model, not a curated record. Lineage: Eukaryota; Viridiplantae; Streptophyta; Magnoliopsida; Fabales; Fabaceae.
ACCAAAACGGGUCUUUCUUCCCUCAAAUUAAAAAAAAGUUGAAACUCGAUACGGCGCACCCACUUUCCCCCAACCUCUCUCGAAUCCAUCAACCGCCGCGAUAACUCCAUAGACCUCGAUUCCGCCACCGCAUGCAUUAACGAGCAGGGAGAAUUCUCUUCCAUCAACCUCCGAAUCCCGCAAAAUGCUUUCAAGACUAGUUCGACCAAUUAGUUAUCAUCUCCUCCAAAGAAUCACACAAUUUCCCAUUCCGCAGCAAAGAUACACAACCACAAGUUUCCGUGUUUUAUACUCGACUUUAUCUAUUUGCGACGAUUUUCCAAAGAAGCUCAAGAAGUUUGAGAGGAAGCCAUUGGUAACAUGUAUCAACGAGUUAAAACGACGAGGUAGGGAGAAGAGAAAGGAGAGACAAAAGGUGGGUGAGAUUGUUUUACCGUCUCCUGAAAAUGGAUUGCUGGUUCAGAAAUUAGUUCCUAUCGCUAAGGAGAUUUUUGCUGCUAGAUCUGAAUUAUUGUCCAGUCUUUCGAGACUUGUGAAGUAUAUUGCUAUUUAUUCAUGCAGCAUAUGUGGAGAAGUUCAUGUUGGUGAUCCACCACAUCAAAUUAGAACAUGUAAUGUUAGAGGAAGCUUGUCAAGCAAAGAACACAGUUGGGUCAAAGGUGGUAUUGAACAUAUUCUGCCUCUUGUCGAGUCAUUUCAUCUAUAUGACAGAAUUGGGAGGGCUGUUUCACAUAAUGAAAUGCUUCAAGUGGACCGAAUUCCCGCAAUUGUUGAAUUGUGUAUCCAGGCAGGUGUUGACAUACCUGAGUACCUUACUAGGAGAAGGACCUUUCCUGUUUACUGCGUUGCUAGUCGGAUAAUCGAUUUUGAGAAAAGAUUUCCUAAAGAAAUUUCUUUGGACAAAGAUAUAGACGAAUUGGGAUUUCCAUAUAAGAAAAAAAGAUUGGAUGAAGACACAGAUUCCAUGGAAAUGCAUUGUGAUGACAUCCAAGGUUAACAAACACCCGUCAUUUUUC